AUGUCUGUGCGUGGCCGGUGCGCCAAGGUGCUCCCCUCUGAACUGAACAAGGUGUGCCCUGAGAGAGGAGAUGAGCCUGCCACACACCCCAGGAAGAUGAGCGACUUCGAGGUGGUCCCCAACCUGCAGCAGAGCAGUAGCAGCGUCUCAAGGAGCAGGCGGAAGGCACAUUUCCCCACUGGCAGCAAUGAAAAGGAAAACCUCAUCUCCUGGAUUCCUGAAAACAUCCGAAAGAAGGAAUGCACCUAUUUUGUGGAAAGCUCCCAGACAUCAGAUUCUGGGAGGAUUGUUUGUGAGUGUGGCUAUCUCAGGGAACAGCACCUGGACGAUGCUGCCAAACCCCCCAUCUUCCUGGGGAAGGAAUGGGAUCCCAGCAGGCACAUCCAGGAAAUGCCAACGGAUGCCUUCGGUGAUAUCCGCUUCACAGGGCUGGGACAGAAGACAGGGAAGUAUGUGCGUGUCUCCUCGGACACCCCUCCACGGGUCAUCUACCACCUCAUGACACAGCACUGGGGCCUGGACGCUCCCAACCUGCUCAUCUCAGUCACUGGGGGAGCCAAAAACUUCAUCAUGAAGCCAAGGCUGAGGAACAUCUUCCGGCAAGGGCUGGUCAAGGUGGCCCAGACCACAGGAGCCUGGAUCAUCACAGGGGGGUCCCACGCUGGUGUGAUGAAACAGGUGGGAGAGGCAGUGCGAGACUUCAUCCUGAGCUGCAGCCACAAGGAGGGCGAGAUUGUCACCAUUGGCAUUGCCACCUGGGGGACCGUGUACAACCGCGAGAGCCUCGUCUGCCCCAUGGGGGGCUUUCCUGCUGAAUAUGUGCUGGAUGAGGAGAACCAAGGCAGCCUGUCAUGCCUGGACAGCAACCACUCCCACUUCAUCCUGGUGGAUGAUGGGACCCACGGGAGGUAUGGGGUGGAAAUCCCCCUGAGGACCAGGCUGGAGAAGUUCAUUUCAGAGCAGACCAAGGUGAAAGGAGGUGUUGCCAUCAAGAUCCCUAUCGUGUGUGUGGUGCUGGAAGGAGGCCCUGGGACUCUUGAUACCAUCUACAAUGCCAUCACCAACGGGAUCCCCUGUGUGAUUGUGGAAGGGUCUGGGCGCGUGGCCGAUGUCAUCGCGCAGGUGGCCAACCUGCCCGUGGCCAGGAUAAACAUUGCCUUGAUCCAGAAGAAACUGAGCAUCCUCUUCCACGACACCUACGAGCUCUUCACUGAGAGAAAACUGGUGGAGUGGACCAAGAAGAUCCAAGACAUAGUGCGGAGCAGGCAACUCCUGACCAUCUUCAGAGAGGGUAAAUAUGGCCAGCAGGACGUGGAUGUGGCCAUCCUCCAGGCCCUCUUCAAAGCAUCCCGAAACCAGGACCACUUUGGUCAUGAGAACUGGGACCACCAGCUGAAGUUGGCUGUGGCCUGGAACAGGGUGGACAUUGCCCGAAGCGAGAUCUUCACAGAUGACCACGACUGGAAGCCUGCAGAUCUCCACCCUGUGAUGGCAGCUGCCCUGAUUUCCAACAAGCCAGAGUUUGUGAAGCUGUUCCUGGAGCAGGGAGUGUGUCUCAAGGAUUUUGUCACCUGGGACACCCUGGUUUACCUCUACGACAACCUGGCACCAUCCUGCCUGUUCCACAGCAAGCUGCAGAAGGUGCUGCUGGAGGAGAGAGAGCACACAGCCGGCUCCAAAAUGCCGAGGCUCCAGAUGCACCACGUCUCCCAGGUGCUGCGGGAGCUGCUGGGCUGCUCCACACAGCUGCUCUACCCCAAGCCCAAGCACACGGAGCGGCCCCGGCUCUCCAUCCCCGUCCCACACAUCAAGCUGAACGUGCAGGGGUCAAGCCUUCGGUCCCUCUACAAGCGCUCUGCUGGCCGAGUCACCUUCACCAUGGACCCCAUUCGGGAUCUGCUCAUCUGGGCUGUGGUCCAGAACCGCAAGGAGCUGGCAGAAAUCAUCUGGGCCCAGAGCCAAGACUGCAUGGCAGCUGCACUGGCCUGUAGCAAAAUUCUGAAGGAGCUGGCCAAGGAGGAGGAGGACACAGACACCACCGAUGACAUGCUGGCCCUGGCUGAGGAGUACGAGCACAAGGCAAUUGGUGUGUUCACAGACUGCUACCGCAAGGAUGAAGAGAGAGCCCAGAAGCUUCUCACCCGUGUCUCUGAAGCCUGGGGGAAGACAACUUGUCUGCAGCUGGCGUUGGAGGCCAAGAACAUGAAUUUUGUGUCCCAUGGGGGUGUCCAGGCUUUUCUAACCAAGGUCUGGUGGGGGAAGCUGUCUGUGGACAACAGCCUUUGGCGGGUGAUUACGUGCAUGCUGUUCUUCCCCCUGCUCUACACCAACCUCAUCACCUUCAGGGAGAAGAGGCUGCAGCCCAUGGGCUGCCUGGCACACCUCCGAGCCUUCUUCACAGCACCCAUCGUCAUCUUCCUCAUGAACAUCCUCUCUUACUUCACCUUCCUCCUGCUCUUCGCAUACGUCCUGAUGGUUGACUUCCAGCCGAUGCCGUCCUGGCGGGAAUACCUCAUUUACUUCUGGCUCUUCUCCCUGGUGUGCGAGGAGACCCGCCAGCUGUUGUAUGAUCCAGAUGGACUCGGGGUUGUGAAAAUGGCUUCUCUGUACAUCAAGGACUUCUGGAAUAAGCUGGAUAUUUGUGCCAUCCUAGUCUUUAUUGCGGGGCUGACUUGCAGGCUGAUCCCAUCAACAUUAUAUCCUGGGCGCAUCAUACUGUCCCUGGCUUUUAUCAUUUUCUGCCUGCGCCUGAUGCACAUUUUCACCGUCAGUAAAACCCUGGGGCCCAAGAUCAUCAUUGUGAAGCGCAUGAUGAAGGAUGUCUUCUUCUUCCUCUUCCUGCUGGCAGUGUGGGUGGUGUCCUUUGGGGUGGCCAAGCAGGCUAUCCUGAUCCACAACGAGGAACGUGUGGAGUGGCUUUUCCGUGGCGUGGUCUACCAUUCCUACCUGACCAUCUUUGGGCAGAUUCCCUCCUACAUUGAUGGGGUCAACUUCAACAUUGACCAGUGCAGCCCCAACGGGACUGACCCCUACAAGCCCAAGUGCCCAGAGACAAAUGCGGACAACAAGGAACCCAUCUUUCCAGAAUGGCUGACGGUCAUCUUGCUGUGCCUGUACCUGCUCUUCACCAACAUCCUCCUCCUCAACCUCCUCAUUGCCAUGUUCAACUACACCUUCCAGCAGGUCCAGGAGCACACAGACAAGAUCUGGAAGUUCCAGCGGCACGACCUGAUCCAGGAGUACCACGGCCGCCCACCCGCACCGCCACCCCUCAUCCUGCUCAACCACCUGCAGCUCCUGGUCCAGCGUGGCUUGCUCCACCGGCCAGCCACGCACCACAAGCUCAAGGAGAAGCUGGAGAAGAACGAAGAAGCUGCCCUUCUCUCAUGGGAGAUGUACCUGAAGGAGAACUACCUGCAGCACCAGCAGUGCCAGGAGAAGCAGAACUCGGAGCAGAUGAUCCGGGACAUUGCACAGAGGGUUGAUGUACUGGCAGAGCUGCUGGACUUGGAUCAGGUGAAGAGGACGGGAUUAGUGGAGCAAAGACUGGGCUCUCUGGAAGACCAGGUGCAUCAGAGCGCCCAGGCCCUCAGGUGGAUGAUGCAGGCGCUGAGGGGCAAUGGCUUCAGCUCAGGCGAGGAUGUGCCAGCCAUGGGCUCCUCCAAAGCCUUGGAGGCCAAGGAGAUUGACCUGAAGGGGAAGCCCGAGGAGAGCCGGCCCCCGUACCACGUGCUUGCCCGAAACCUCCUGUACCCAGGGUCUCACACUCUCCGCUUCCCUGUGCCAGAUGAGAAGGUGCCCUGGGAGGUGGAUUUCCCGCUCUACGACCCCCCUGCAUACUCGGCUGACCACAAGGACAUGGCUGUGCAGGACCCCUUCAGCCUCUCCUUGGAGUCUCUCCUGAAGAUCAACUACAACACCAUGGAUGGGCUGAUUGACCGGCAGAGCUUCCACGGGCUCUACGCCGUGCAGGACGGGCUGCCACUGAACCCCAUGGGCAGGACAGGGCUGAGAGGCCGUGGGAGGCUGCACUGCUUUGGGCCCAACCAUGCCCUGCACCCUGUUGUGACCCGCUGGAGGAGGAAUUUAGAUGGGUCCAUUAUAAGGAAGAGCCUGAAGAAGACGCUGGAAGUCCUGGUGGCCCAAUACCCCCUGUCAGAUGUCUGGGCUCUGCCUGGGGGGUCACUGGAGCCAGGCGAGACGCUGCCACUGAAGCUCAAGUGGAUCCUGCGCCGGGAGUUCUGGCCCCAGUUCCAGAACCUGCUGAAACAAGGCACUGAGGUACACAGGGGGUACCUUGACGACCCACGCAACACAGACAACGCCUGGGUGGAGACGGUGGCCAUCAGCGUGCACUUUGACAGCCAGAACAACGUGGAGAUGAAGCGGCUGAACUCGUUCCUCCAGGGCUGUGACCCGGAGCUGUGCAUCCGCUGGCAGGUGCUGGACAAGAGGAUCCCCCUGCACACCAACCACAAGGAGCUCCUGCACAAGGUCUCAGCCCUUCUUGGUGCCUACUACUGA
Molecule: messenger RNA, 4524 nt
Organism: Pseudopodoces humilis (Tibetan ground-tit)
Lineage: Eukaryota; Metazoa; Chordata; Aves; Passeriformes; Paridae
Source: RefSeq, a predicted model, not a curated record